Molossus molossus (Pallas's mastiff bat) is the source of this 405-nucleotide messenger RNA. RefSeq names its product family with sequence similarity 216 member B (gene FAM216B). The record is from RefSeq and is a predicted model, not a curated record. The transcript is spliced from 3 exons. Lineage: Eukaryota; Metazoa; Chordata; Mammalia; Chiroptera; Molossidae. The coding region runs from base 1 to 405 and encodes 134 amino acids.
AUGGGAGAAAAACAGAAAAGACAGCCAAAGCUUCAGAAGUUUCCACAAAUUCCUCGCAUUCGCGUCCCUCCCUCUGCCUCUGACACUUCAUUAAUGAAGGACCUAACCCAGGGGCAGCAGCGCUACUUUUACAGUAUCAUGAGGAUUUACAGCUCCAGGCCCCAGUGGGCGGCCCUGCAGACCCGCUAUCUUCAGGGCCUCCAGCACCAGCAGCGGCUCGGUCAUAUUACUCAACAGGAGGCCUUGGCUUGUGCUGCUAUACUUAGAGAUUCAACCAAGAGAGCCUCAGCCAAAAAGACUCCUCAAAGAACUAUCCCCCGGAGGGCUUUGGCUGUGACAAGAACAGGGCUGCUAGCACUCCCUGCGUCUGUGGCUCAGCUCAGGGCCAAAAGCACAGGGCUCUGA